Messenger RNA from Microstroma glucosiphilum, 871 nucleotides. RefSeq names its product putative glycine cleavage system H protein, mitochondrial precursor. NCBI's taxonomy places the organism in Eukaryota, Fungi, Basidiomycota, Exobasidiomycetes, Microstromatales, Microstromataceae. The record is from RefSeq and is a predicted model, not a curated record. The transcript has 3 exons. Gene Ontology annotation, biological process: protein lipoylation; glycine decarboxylation via glycine cleavage system. The coding region runs from base 55 to 561 and encodes 168 amino acids. Gene Ontology annotation, cellular component: glycine cleavage complex; cytoplasm; mitochondrion.
AUUCCUAGUCGUACGCCCUGCAUCCCACGCCCCCUCGCACACCCACCCUUCCUCAUGCUCUCCGCCGUCCUCCCACCUCUGCGGGCCAUCGCCCCUACCACCCUCCGCUCCUGCCCCUUGCGCGCAGCCCCUAUUCCCCGGGCAGCAGUCAGACCCUUCAGCACCUCGUCGCUGCUGCGUGAAAUCAAGACUCGCUACACCCCCGAACACGAGUGGGUGGCCCUGGACACAGACACCAACAUUGGCACAGUGGGAAUCACAGAUUAUGCACAAAAGAGCUUGGGAGAUGUAGUGUACGUGGAGCUGCCCAGCGAGGGAAGCGACGUCAAGCAAGGAGAACAGAUCGGAGCCGUCGAGUCCGUCAAGGCAGCCUCGGACAUCUACUCGCCAGUAGCAGGCAACGUCACGGCAGUCAAUGACAAGCUCAGCAGCGAGGCCAACCUGCUCAACAAGAGCCCAGAGAAGGACGGCUGGCUCUGUCAAAUCCGUCUCUCCAAUCCCGCCGAAUUCGAAAGCCUGCUGGAAAAGUCUGCCUACGGGAAGCUGACGGAUGACCACUGAGUAGGGGAUGGGAGACUUCGAGAGACGUGUAAUACAAUGAGUUAAAGCAGAACGAUUUGAUCGGGCUGAAUCUGGGCUGCGCUGAGGGAAGAGACAGCAAAGACGACCCUACGACGAUCCAUGACCCUGCGAGUACCUCACUUGACUUUUCUUGACGCCCUCUCUUGAUGAGUUCGAGGGACCUGGGUAAGGUGAAUGCUCGCUGCUUUCGACUGACCUCUACAGAAUCCUCCCACGCAAGGAGGAGCCUGUCUCAGAGUUACUUCUCCAUGAUGAGCUUAUCCUUGUACUCGUACUUGGGUAGGACGGA